Messenger RNA from Rhopilema esculentum, 2187 nucleotides. RefSeq lists its product as uncharacterized. The record is from RefSeq and is a predicted model, not a curated record. Lineage: Eukaryota; Metazoa; Cnidaria; Scyphozoa; Rhizostomeae; Rhizostomatidae.
AAACUUGUUUUUGGAAUGCCAGGGAAUAAGUCGAGAAGUAAGUACGCCAGGAAGAGAAAGUUUAUUGGCCUUAGAAGACAGGAUAUCAAGAACGAUGACGAUAACGAAGAAAGGCCUAAUGAGAAUGACUCUAGGCCAGGUGGAAGCUCUACGCCAGAUAAACUCAAUAGGUCAUUUGAGAAAAUUUCCGAAAACUGUCCCAUUUUGAAGUCAGAAAGGGAACAAGUCCUUACACGACAGAAGGCUUUUAAUCUUGGUUUGACAAGCACUGUUUCACAUCCAAGCACAGAGGCAUUUGGCAACAAGAUUAUUAAUUCAAAGUUGUUGGAUAUGGCUCUGGAAAAGAUAGCCGUCUGCAAAAUGUGUAAAUCUUCAAAUGGCUGUUUGAAACUUUUUCAAGUGGAUCGAAGGAGAUCUGGGCUGGAUGAGUCACUUUAUUUGGAAUGUCAAAACUGCCAUUACAGUGUCAAUUUCCAUACAACUGAGAAGGUUGACUGCCUUGGCAAGCAACAUUCAGAAAUAAAUCUCAGACUUACUCAAGCAGGUUUUUAUACUGGCAAUGGACAAACCAACCUUCAAAGACUUUGUGGUAUGCUAGAUCUACCUCCCCCAGUAAACAAUUCUUCAUACAAUGACCAUCUUAAAGAUCUAGAACUUAUAAGUGCUAAAGUGGCAGAAAACAGCAUGGCUCAAGCAGCAUUUAGAUUAAAAAGUAUUCUGAAGGUCAAAGAAGAGGAAUGUAAAAACUUAGAUGUUGAGGAAGAUGUUUUUCCCAUUGCUGUUUCUGUAGAUGGUACUUGGCAAAAACGCUAUGGGCAUUCUUCCUUGCAUGGUGUGGUAUUUGUCAUGGCAAUUGAGACAGGGGAGGUUCUUGAUUAUGAGGUCAAAUCAAAAGUUUGCUUUGAAUGUAAGGCCAGAGCAAAAUGGGACAAAGAGUCAGAGAAAUUUAAAAGCUGGUUUGAUAAGCACAAAGACAAAUGCCUCAUAAAUCACACACUGUCGUCUGAAGCAAUGGAAAAAGAAGCAGCAAUCACUAUUUUCAAACGCUCAGUAGAAAAGCAUAAGCUAAAAUACACCAUUUAUGUAGGAGAUGGAGACUCUUCAUCGUUUUCAGAAGUUUCCACAGCAUUGUUUGAAGAAUAUGGCUCAGAAUACCAAAUUUCAAAGGAAGAUUGUAUUGGCCAUAUACAAAAACGCAUGGGAAGCAACCUAAGAAAAUAUAAAAAUAAAUCCAAAGGCAGAAAGCUCGAAGAUGGUGCUACAGUUGGCGGACAUGGUAGACUCACUGAUGUAGUUAUAGAUUCAAUUCAAAACUAUUAUGGUCUUGCUAUUCGCAACAACCUUGGCAAUGUGAAAGCUAUGGAAAAUGCCAUCUGGGCAAUAUUUUUUCACAUGAUUAAGUGCCAAAAUGAGGAUAUUGCUGUACAACACAAGUUCUGUCCUUCUGGAAAGGAUUCCUGGUGUAAAUACCAGAGAGAUAUUACAAGCGGAACAAAUACAUACAAGCCAUCAAAGUGCCUACCUGAUGUGUUUAGAAAAGAAUUGAAGCCAAUUUUUGAAAGAUUGUCUGAAAAGUCACUUCUACAACGAUGCUUGAAGGGUUACACGCAAAACCAGAACGAAGCUUUGAACAAUAUUCUUUGGAAUAAGUGUCCAAAACGAGUUUUUUGCGGUAAUCGCAAGAUGAAUUCUGCCUGUGCUAAUGCAGUGCUGAUUUGGAACCAGGGAGCAGGAAGCCAGAUCAACUUGCUAAAAGCAAUGGGGAUAACAGAGCCUGGGGUUAAUACGAUCAAGCUGUUGAGAAAUGAAAAUGCGAAAAGAAUUUUUGAUGCAAGCAGGAAGUGCAAAAGCUCAUACCAGAAACGCCGAAGGACCUUAAGACACGAGAAGAAAAAGGGCACUAAAACAGGAGAACAUUAUUCAUCAGGUGCAUUUUCCUGUAGCAAACCAGCAAGUCAGAGAAGGUCAGGCAAAAAAAGAAACAUAUCAUUGAUUGAAAAGCCUUCUGAAAGAGAGGUGGAAAUAGAGUUUGUAAACGAAGAAAGUAUUUCUGUCAGCAUACACCCAGCAAAGAAAAGAAGAGCAAUGAAAUAAACUUUAUAUGAAACUGAAAUCAGGAUAAGAAUCUAUCCAUUGUAAGUUAGAAGUCACUUUUUCAUUUAACAUUAAAAAGUUCUUUUCACUGUA